CUCUACGGCCCGUCUCGGGCUCCUUCCCCCACCAGCCAGCCGCGCGGCCGACGAGGGUGAGAUUUGAUUCCAAUGACUCGCGGAAGCGGCUGGUGAUGAUGCCGGGGCGCAGCAGUGGUUGGGGAGCCGCGCCCUCGCGCAGCCGCCAAGACCACCACGACGAGCGGUUGCGCCGGCCUUCCUCGUCGUGAGUCAGCGAGCGAGCGAGCGGCCGAGCCCCGUCACCACCCCGCGGCCGGUGGCGGGAGCGGUUUGGCGCCGUCCGGGCCCUCCGCCCGGAGACCAGGCCUGAGGAGCGAGGCGAGGCGUCCCGCGUCUUUACGCGCGCCGCCGCGUCUGCCUUGGCGAGGCGCUAGCGCGCGUUGCCAAAAUGAAGCUAGUGCGGAAGGACAUCGAGAAAGACAACGCCGGGCAGGUGACGCUUAUCCCCGAGGACCCCGAGGACAUGUGGCACGCCUAUAACCUGCUGCAGGUGGGCGACAGUUUGCGGGCCUCCACCAUCCGCAAGGUGCAGACGGAGUCGGCCACGGGAAGCGUGGGCAGCAACCGCGUCCGCACCACGCUCACCCUCUGCGUGGAGACCAUCGACUUCGACUCGCAGGCGUGCCAGCUGCGCGUCAAGGGCACCAACAUCCAGGAGAACGAGUACGUGAAGAUGGGCGCCUACCACACCAUCGAGCUGGAGCCCAACCGCCAGUUCACGCUGGCCAAGAAGCAGUGGGACAGCGUGGUGCUGGAGAGGAUCGAGCAGGCCUGCGACCCGGCCUGGAGCGCCGACGUGGCGGCCGUGGUGAUGCAGGAAGGGCUGGCUCACGUCUGCCUGGUCACGCCGAGCAUGACGCUGACCCGCGCCAAGGUGGAGGUGAACAUCCCUCGCAAGCGGAGGGGCAACUGCACGCAGCACGACCGGGCCCUGGAGAGGUUCUACGAGCAGGUGGUGCAAGCCAUCCAGCGCCACAUCAACUUCGAGGUGGUGAAGUGCGUCCUCGUGGCCAGCCCGGGCUUUGUGAGAGAGCAGUUCUGCGACUACAUGUUCCAGCAGGCGGUCAAGACGGACAACAAACUCUUGCUGGAGAACCGCUCCAAGUUCCUGCAGGUACACUCUUCCUCUGGACACAAAUAUGCAUUGAAAGAAGCCCUGUGUGAUCCAGCUGUUACUAGUCGACUUGCUGAUACUAAGGCGGCCAGCGAAGUCAAAGCCUUAGACGAUUUCUACAAGAUGCUACAGCAUGAGCCUGACCGAGCAUUUUAUGGCCUCAAGCAUGUGGAACAGGCCAACGAAGCCAUGGCUGUUGAUACCUUGUUGAUCAGUGAUGAACUUUUUAGGCAUCAGGAUGUGGCCACUCGCAGUCGGUAUGUCCGGCUAGUGGAUAGUGUGCGGGACAACAUGGGCACUGUUCGCAUCUUCUCUAGCCUUCAUGUGUCUGGGGAACAGCUUGGUCAGCUCACAGGUGUGGCUGCUAUUCUUCGUUUCCCUGUUGCUGAGCUGUCUGAUCAGGAGGAUGAAUCUAGUUCUGAAGAAGAUUGAUGAUAGUGUACUCAUUUGCUCUUGUUAUCUUACCAGGUAGCAAGAUUACUGUAGUGGGGAGUCUUUCUCCCAAAUAUUCCAUGCCACUGUACCAUGACUUACAAAACACAACGAGAACACUAUUUUUUAAAGAGAGAGCCGAGGUGAGCAUCUAGUGUACUGCCUAUUUAUAUAUUUUUCUUGGUACAGUGGUAGCAAUUAUAAGCGUUCUUUCCCAGUAAAACUGGAUUGACCAACUGGCAUAACUAAUUUGCAAACCUCAUUGGUUCUUUGUGAAACAUGUGAAAAUAAAUAAACUGAUACCAAGACAGAUGAUA
Messenger RNA from Elgaria multicarinata webbii, 1845 nucleotides. RefSeq names its product pelota mRNA surveillance and ribosome rescue factor (gene PELO). Gene Ontology annotation, biological process: ribosome disassembly; nuclear-transcribed mRNA catabolic process, no-go decay; RNA surveillance. Gene Ontology annotation, cellular component: cytoplasm. The transcript is spliced from 2 exons. The record is from RefSeq and is a predicted model, not a curated record. NCBI's taxonomy places the organism in Eukaryota, Metazoa, Chordata, Lepidosauria, Squamata, Anguidae. The coding region runs from base 371 to 1528 and encodes 385 amino acids.